GCGGCGACGGCAACAAUGCAAGGAGCCGCCCGCGCUCCGGCCACCAGCGUGAGUGCCGACUGCUGCAUCCCGGCUGGCUUGCGCCUGGGGCCAGUGCCUGGCACCUUCAAGCUGGGCAAGUACCUGUCAGAUCGCAGAGAGCCCGGGCCCAAGAAAAAGGUGCGCAUGGUGAGAGGGGAGCUGGUGGACGAGUCGGGGGGCUCCCCUCUGGAGUGGAUAGGGUUAAUCCGGGCAGCCAGGAGUCCCCAGGAGCAGACUCUGGAAGCUUAUGCAGACUUACCCGGAGGACAGAUCUUCUACCGAGCACUGCGAGAUGUCCAGCCAGGGGAGGAGCUGACUGUGUGGUAUUCCAACUCCUUGGCUCAGUGGUUUGACAUCCCCACAACUGCGACCCCCACGCACGACGAGAAAGGAGAGGAGCGCUACAUUUGCUGGUACUGCUGGAGGACCUUUAGAUACCCCAACAGCCUUAAAGCACACCUGCGUUUCCACUGCGUCCUCAGCGGCGGCGGGGGCCGCGCCUUCCUGCACCACGAGCACGCAGCUCGCCAAGGCGCUGCCCAGGCGCCAGCGGAUGGCUUCGGCCUCUCCCCGAAACCUGCAGCACCAGACUUCGCUGCGCCCGCCCAGACAGGCACUUUGCGGCCCCAAACACAGGUUUUGCAGCCUCCGCAGGCCUGCGGCGCCCGGGAGAGCAUCAAGCGCGAGGCCUCCUCUGCGCCCUCGGCCUCCUCGCCGACCCCGGGCAAGUGGGGGCCGCCUAAAAAGGUCAAAGAGCAGCAAGACCUUGUACUGGACGUGAGCGGGCCCGCCCGAGCACAUAGCCACUUCCUCGGCAUUAUGGGCGGCUCCCAAGCUGGCGGCGGUGGCCUGGCCUUCUAUCCCGGGGUGCGCUCGGCUUUCAAACCCGCGGGCUUGGCCAGGGUAGCGGCGGCUGCGCAUGGCGACCCCUACCGGGAGGAGGGCAGCGGCAAGCAGGGAGCCGGCCAAGCGUUGGGCAGGCUUCUGGGCGGGGGCCGGGGAGGCGGACGCCCCGGGAGUGGAGAGAGCCCGGCGGCUGGCGGCGUGGGCCACCACCAUUACCACCACGCGCACCACCACAACCACCACCACCACCACCACCCCAAGUGCCUGCUCGCAGCUGACCCGCCUCCGCCGCCGCCGCCCGGCCUUCCUUGCUCCGGGGCCCUCCGCGGCUUUCCUCUCCUCCCGGGUCACCCGGAGGAGGCAUCAGCCUUCAAACACGUGGAGCGCACCCCGCCUGCAGCCGCCGCUCUUCCGGGAGCGCGUUAUGCUCCGCUGCCCCCAGCGCCCCGGCUGCCCCUGGAGCGCUGCGCCCUCCCGCCUCUCGACGCGGGCGGGCUCAAGGGCUACCCGGGCGGCGAGUGCAGCCACCUGCCCGCUGUCAUGCCAGCCUUUACGGUCUACAACGGAGAGGUGCUGUACGGCUCGCCGGCUGCGGCCGCCUAUUACCCGCUGAAACUGCACUUCGGGGGGCUGCUCAAGUACCCCGAGUCCAUCUCGUACUUGAGCGGGGCCGCAGCGGCUGCGGCCGCGGCUGGCCUGAGCCCCGCGGAGCUGGGUUCCCUGGCCAGCAUUGACCGAGAGAUCGCCAUGCACACUCAGCAGCUGUCUGAGAUGGCCUUGGCCGGGAAGGGCCGCGGCCGCCUGGACUCGGGGGCUCUGCCGCCCGCCCUGGUGGCGGCUGGGGCCCCUGGGAGCGGCGGCAGCGGGGGUGGCGGCGCGAGCAAGCCCAAGACGGGCCACCUGUGCCUCUACUGCGGCAAGCUGUACUCGCGCAAGUAUGGGCUCAAGAUUCACAUGCGGACGCACACGGGCUACAAGCCACUCAAGUGCAAAGUGUGCCUGCGGCCCUUUGGCGACCCCAGCAAUCUCAACAAGCACAUCCGACUGCACGCCGAGGGCAACACUCCCUAUCGCUGCGAGUUCUGCGGCAAGGUGCUUGUGCGCCGCAGGGACCUGGAGCGCCAUGUCAAGUCCCGCCACCCCGGCCAGAGCCUGCUGGCCAAGGCGGACGACGGCCCUGGCACCGAGCCGGCCUAUCCCCUGGAGCCUAGGGAUCCCAAAAGCGAGGACAGCGACGUGGACGUCUGCUUCACCGACGACCAGAGCGACGUGGAGGCUGAGGGCGGUGGCGAUCGAGACUUGUAAAAGGUCUAGCCUGGAAGGGGCCGGGGCGCGAACACAGUCGGGAGGAGUGUGUGUGAGGUCCGUUCUGGGAGAAGAGGAAAUCUGGCGAUGAGAAGAAGGACCUGGUGAUAGAAACAGAGCUGAAAUUCAGUAGGGGUUCAGAGACAGCUUAAAGAAAUUUGACCACGGGGCAGCACGGGUGGUGGGUCUCUCGCCUCCAGGACCCCUUGGAUAGCUUCCCCACCUCACCUCACGCCGCCGGCAGAGCGGUCUUCUCUAGGGGUUUAGAAUUACAUUAAUACCAACAUCCUA
This is a messenger RNA of Heterocephalus glaber (naked mole-rat), 2463 nucleotides long. It is a transcript of the gene Prdm13, whose product is annotated as PR/SET domain 13. Lineage: Eukaryota; Metazoa; Chordata; Mammalia; Rodentia; Bathyergidae. Gene Ontology annotation, cellular component: nucleus. The record is from RefSeq and is a predicted model, not a curated record. Gene Ontology annotation, molecular function: protein binding. Gene Ontology annotation, biological process: regulation of gene expression.